AUGUUUAUCUAUUUCUAUCCAUGCCUUUCUCUCUAUCUCUCCCUCCAUCCCUCCCAUUUACCUCCAUCUCUCUCUCCAUCCCUCCCAUUUAUCUCCAUCACCCUCUCUUUCUCUCCUCAUUCAUGUUCCAACACAGGCAUAUUCAAGAGCACCUGCUACAUCGAUGUGCGCUGGUUCCCCUUUGAUCUCCAGAGGUGUGACCUGAAGUUUGGCUCCUGGACCUAUGGAGGCUGGUCUCUGGACCUACAGAUGAUGGAGGCAGAUAUCACAGGUUACAUCCCCAACGGAGAGUGGGACCUAGUGGGUAAGAGAUGGCGGCUGGCCAGUAUUGGACAAGAUAUUGUCACCACAGAACCUGGGUUCUGAUGGCACGGUUGUUUGGAAGACGAUGCUGCCAACCCCAGAGUAGUGGGUUGGAGUCCUGUAUGGGCCAUAUACCGGUAUUCUUCUUACAGUAUGUGUUUUGGAUCAAAGUGUCUAAAUUACAAUAUAACAUUUAAAUUGUUAUUGCAAGAACUGUUUUGAACAAGCUUGGAAGUUUGGGAUAACUCACAAAUAUGACCCAGACUAUUCUUUUUUUUUUUGAGUUUAACUUUCAAACUAGAUGGUCAAACUAUAAAAGCUAGAUCCUGUAUGUACGAUUGAUCACAGUCAAAUGAAAUAGGGGAAUUUAUUCAAAAGGCUUUUCCUCAGCAUUACAGAUCUUUAGUGAAAUUUGCUUCUACGGAAUCCCUGGCAAAUUGACUAAUGUAUUUACAAGAGAGGGGUUCUAAUGAAAUGACAUCCCAGUGCUGGAAGCCAGUGGUAGGCUUUAAUACUUUGAAUAUAGUUUUUCUUGCAUGUUGGACUGCCUAUAAAGAGAUAUGGCAGGCACUAUUACUGUAAUGGGGAACUGAUGAAAACUAACAAUACCAUUUGAUUCAGGGUCAAACACCCUUAACCUACUAAAGCUUCCUUAUUGUGAAACACCUAUGAAUUUACCUGAAAUAAAGACAUCCAUUACUGCAAAUAAUUUUAGUACAACCCAAAUUGAGUCCUCAAACUGUAAUUGACUUCCUAUAUUGUUGUCUUCCUGGUGUAUGAUACAGAGGUGCCCGGGCGCAGGAACGAGCGCUUCUACGACUGCUGUAAGGAGCCUUACCCUGACGUAACCUUUACUGUGGUGAUGCGUAGACGGACCCUCUACUAUGGCCUCAACCUCCUCAUCCCCUGUGUUCUCAUCUCCACCUUGGCCCUACUCGUCUUCCUGCUGCCUGCUGACUCUGGGGAGAAGAUAUCACUGGGUCAGCUCCGUGGAUGGAUGGGUGGAUGAGUGGAUGAGUGGGUGGGUGGAUGAGUGGGUGGGUGGAUGAGUGGGUGGAUGGAUGGGUGGAUGAGUGGGUGGGUGGGUGGUUGAGUGGAUGGGUGUGUGCAUGGGUGGGUAUGUGGGUGGAUGGAUGACUAUUAUUGGACAUUUAAACAUAAAUAGGUUAUUAAAUCAACACCUGUAACUAGGGGUGUGGGGUUCUCAUGACAAAUUCUAACAUGAAAAGUACAAACAUCAUGAUAUUCACAGACAUCACCCAUUGAUGUCAAUGGGAGAUUUGUGUGGCGAUUAAGCAUAUAUUUCAAGCUAGGAUUUUAUACAGCCAUCAAACUACAUGCCAGGCAAGAGACCCUAUACUCCUCACAAGGUAAUGCACGUAUUAUUAUAAUUAUUAUUAUUCUGAGUUUAUAACUCAGUAUUUACUCAAUACUCACUGAGGGGAAACCAGCCACUGGAAGAAAUAUUCAUGAAAAGCUCCAGCAGUUGGUGAUAAAGCAAAUUCUUAUGCACCUCUCAGAAGUCAGGCUUCAGUCUUCAGAUUACUCUGAUUUAUCAUUCAGUGCUAGGAGAAUCAUAUUGACAAUCCUAUUUCCAUUUCUCAGAACCUGGCUGAGUGCUGACUUGGAGCUGUAUAAGGCAUCAAGGCAUGCCGGGCGAUUUAUGUAUGUCUACACGUCUCAUUGGAAAGAUUAGGAGCCUGCAAUGCAGAUGGUUUCCUUAAUUAACCCAGUGUUUCUCCAAAAGAGCUGUGUGUGUGUGGCGCAGCUGUUUGGGUGUCUAGAGGGGUGAUUGGGGAAGCAGGAAAUGUGUUUGAUGUAGUCAGUCAAACUUCAAACAAAGAAAAAAACCUCUUGCUGUAAUGUCUGUAAUUUAAUACUGCCAUGUUAUUUUUAGUUCAGUAUUUACACACUAUGCAACAUGAAGGAUUUAUAAAUCAAAUUUAGUUGAAAGUGUGACCAUCACAAAACCCCAUCUGCCUAUAUGAUCAAGACUUACUGUAUCAACCAACCAACACCAUUAUCUAUCAGCCUUUUUAGAAGUGAUCAAUGCACAUAGGAAGAUGUAUUCAGUUUCAGUUCCUUCUGAGGAAACUGCCAUGGCUGACUUAAAAAGAGCCAGGGACUGUUGAUCAGGGGAAAGAGAGACAGGAAUAUUCAGGCAGGGUCCUUGGGUGUGCAGUGCACACACCUGCCAACAUGAUUCUGUGUCUCAAAUGGAACCCUAUUCCCUUUUAUAGUGCACUACUUUUGACCAGAGCCCUAUGGGUAAAAGGGUGCCAUUUGGGACGCAACCGGCAACCCUGACAGUGAGUCACUGGUCAAGCCUCACUGAUGCUCUACGAUCUAUCGGAAAUUAAAUCAGCGAGCUGUCUGCUCAGUUUAAGUCUUAUUUUGGACAUGCCUGGCUGAUUUCCAGUGAGGCGAGUUGUGCUUCAAUCUGAGAACGCAUCGAGUCACGGCUGUUAAUAAUUAUAUUUCUACGGUCUGUCUUUAUUUUUUAGUCUAAAUAUAUUUGUUUUAUUUUCUUAGUUCAGCCAUGCUCAGACUGAGGGGAUUAGAUAUAAAUAUUUUCGACAUUUCCCUUUUGCAAUGUGUUAAUUUAUAACUUAUAAUAGUAUAUGCCAUUAAACAGAUCACACACUUAGUCAUGUGUACAUAAAUUGUUUACGUAUGGGUGGUCCCGGGAAUCAAACCCACUAUCCUGCCGUUGCAAGCGCCAUGCUCUACCAACUGAGCUACAGAGGACCUCCUCAGGAUAUAUGGCUACUUUUUGUCUUAGAUUGAAAUAGCUACCAAGCGCCUUAUUUACUGAGUUGUUACCUGGCUGGCAAAUCAUACUGAAAACAAGUUUGACAUUUUAAGUACUCAUGUGUACCAUUCACAUUUCCUGAGAGAGACAUGGACCUCUGACAAGUAGGGCCUCAGAGAGAAGGGGAAGUACCUGUUGCUAUGGUUACAGGCAGGAAUACACAGAAGAGGAGUUCCUAGCGAGUGAAAGAUGUGCCAGUGUGCUUUGAGAUACCCAGGAAUUGACACCUAAUCACUUAGAGAUAUUCAGCCCCCGUCCUAUCCCUGGAAUUCAGUGGCUUAGAGACCCAGCCAGCUCAUUAGCAAGCUUCAGGGGGGAUUGCGUUAAAUCUCUACCCACAGGUGUUUGAUGUUGUUCCCACAUCUCCACUCAAACCCUGUAAGCCUCAAGGCAGUAUGAGGAUGAACCACAAUAGUAGAUGUUGCUAUUUCAGAUCCCUCUGUCAUUGUAGGCUAAAACCCAGUGAAGCAGCACUGGAUUCUGACAAAAGUAUGAAACGGAAGACUGUGUAAAUUAGCAUAAUAAUAAAACGGAAUACUGUUUGAUUACAUGGAUGGAAUAAAAAUAGAACAGAGGACAGUGAAAUGCAGACUAGAAUAGAACAGAAUUCAAUGACACGCAAUAUAUCUUGGUGAAAUCCAGUUGAACCCUUUGGGUACACAGGGAUAAUAUGCUGCAAUGUGACACAAUACAGCAGAUGAUUCCACCUGAAUAAAUUAUAGAUUGGUAUUCAUAGCAAGCCAUUUUGUAAAAAAAAAAACAACUCAGAAAUGUGCAAAAUAAUGGUAGGCCUUCGUGUAAAAUGGUGUUUGUUGAAAUGUGUAAUGUCUGUUUAAAAUACAUUUUUUAAGGAUUAUUUUGCAUUCCAAAAUAACCAUCCUGUUAAUCACACAGACUACAUGAACCCCUUCCUUUGUGCUAACUCAUUUAUGUUUCGUUCUAGGGAUAACAGUGCUGCUCUCACUGACCGUCUUCAUGUUGCUGGUUGCAGAGAUCAUGCCUGCAACCUCUGACUCAGUACCUUUAAUCGGUAAGAUUGUCUAUUUUUAAAUUGGAAAUGACAAUUGUAAUGGGUCCCCUGUAGCUCAGUUGGUAGAGCAUGGCGCUUGCAACGCCAGGGUUGUGGGUUCGUUUCCUACGGGGGGGGGGGGGGCGGGGGCAGUAUGAAAAAUGUAUGCACUCACUAACUGUAAGUCGCUCUGGAUAAGAGCGUCUGCUAAAUGACUGAAAUGUAAUGGCUGCCAUUUUGAAAAGGCCAACAGUAUAAUUUCACCAUCUUCAGGAGAGGAAGAACUAUUGGAGGCUUGGAAGUGGCAUAGUGUAAGUUCCUAAUCUUUGUAUUAUUAAACCACUCAAUUGUGUGGGGGGCUAUUUCUCAGCCUGAAAUACAUUGAGUGACAAAUGAGAACCUCUCAUUGAGAUAAAAUGAUGCCCAUUUCAGUAACUUAUGGUAUGUGGCUGUUCUGUCAUUUAUCCUCUAGUCCUCUGUCCACCAUCUCUUGCUCUCUGUCUCUCUCUCUGUCUCUCUCUCUGUCUCUCUCUCUGUCUCUCUCUCUGUCUCUCUGUGUAUUGUAGCUCAGUACUUUGCCACCACCAUGGUCAUUGUGGGUCUCUCUGUGAUUGCUACGGUUCUGGUCUUACAAUACCACCAUCACGAUCCCGAUGGAAGCAAGAUGCCUAAGUGGGUGAGUGUAUUUUUUCACAAACCCAUUAUGUGAAAUUACAAUGAAAUCUUAUUAGUUACUCACUAUUUCUAUAUCCAGACUCCUCAUUGUUGUGAUUCUGCCAAAGAAAGCCUCUCAGGGGUAGUGUUAGAUUAAUUUGGAUUUUAAGAAUAAUGACUAAAGAAUUUCACCCCAAACACAGUAUAAAUGUUAGAAUUAUCAUGUAGUGUCAACCCACUAACAGAGGGGGCGUUACUAACCAUUCAAGGGGGAAGGCGGGAACUGGUCCUGGUCCAGGCACUUGUCAUCUCCCGUCUGGACUACUGCAACUCGCUGUUGGCUGGGCUCCCUGCCUGUGCCAUUAAACCCCUACAACUCAUCCAGAAUGCCGCAGCCCGUCUGGUGUUCAACCUUCCCAAGUUCUCUCACGUCACCCCCCUCCUCCGCACACUCCACUGGCGUCCAAUUGAAGCUCGCAUCCGCUACAAGACCAUGGUGCUUGCCUUUGGAGCAGUGAGGGGAACGGCACCCCUGUACCUUCAGGCUCUGAUCAGUCCCUACACCCAAACGAGGACAUUGCGUUCAUCCACCUCUGGCCUGCUGGCUCCCCUUCCUCUGCGGAAGCACAGCUCCCGCUCAGCCCAGUCAAAACUGUUCGCUGCUCUGGCACCCCAAUGGUGGAACAAGCUCCCUCACGACGCCAGGACAGCGGAGUCACUCACCACCUUCCGGAGACAUUUGAAACCCCACCUCUUUAAGGAAUACCUGGGAUAGGCUAAAGUAUUCCUUCUAACCCCCCCCCCCCCCCCCCCCAAAUUGUAAAGUGGUUGUCCCACUGGCUAUAGGGUGAACGCACCAAUUUGUGACUCGCUCUGGCUAAGAGCGUCUGCUAAAUGACGUUAAUGUGCCCUUGAGCAAGGCACUUAACCCUAAUUGCUCCUGUAAGUCGCUCUGGUUAAGAGCGUCUGCUAAAUGACUAAAAUGUAAAAUGUAAAUGUAAAUGUUUAAGAAAGGUGGGAGGAGCAUAGUGUCUUUGUUUGUCAAGGAGUAUAAAAAACAGGAUAUUUGUGUUUUUGAGCAGAGCUCUCCAUGAAUAAAUUUACUGAUAAUUACUUGUGGAUUGUGGACCUUGAAUAAUUGAUGAUUAAAACCAGAGCUUUACAACCUCUGGUAAUGAUUCAAGCUUAGGUCGAAUUAGAGAUAGAAAUUCACAUGACAGGUAGGGUGCUUUCUAAUAGGUCUCAAAGCCCUUUGCCUGGUAAGGGGGAAGUCAUUCACUAACAAUGUGUAGCACCAAUCUGAGUGAUGGACAGCAGCCAUUUUGUGCUAGAACACUCACCACAUUGGCUAUUACAGUGGAGGGCUGAGGAAUACAGUUGGACAAUUAGAAGCAGGGGAGGAUUAGGCAGCCAUGAUAGUGAUCGUCACCACUGCUGUGCCAUCGUGCCCCUGCAGGACACCUCGUUCAAAGGAGUCAUGCAGGGAGGAUUUGAGUAAAAGUUUCAUAUUCUCUCUCUUACUAUCUCCAGUCAGUACGCUGCCGUGCACAGUACAUUCAUUCUGGUUUUACUCUCUGAUUGUGUGAAGACUCGGGUGAUCCUGCUCAACUGGUGCGCCUGGUUCCUGCGUAUGAAGCGGCCCGGUGAGGACCGUGUACGCCCGGCCUGCCACAACAAGCAUCCCCGUGGGAGCCUCACCAGCAUGGACCUGAACGCCAGCGCCUCGGCCCCACACUCCACCAACGGCAACAUGCUCUACAUCGGCCUGGAGAGCAUGCACUAUGCUCCAGCCACCACCUCCCCCGACUCCGGGGUCCUGUGUGGCCGUCUGGUGUGUGGUGGGGGGGAGGACGAGGUGCUCUUGCCCACGCGGCCCACCUCCUCGGCGGGGAGCCUGGAGCCCGAUCUGGCCAAGAUCCUGGAUGAGGUGCGCUACAUCGCCAAGCGUUUCCGCGACCAUGACGAGGAUGAGUUGGUGUGCAACGAGUGGAAGUUUGCGGCGUCAGUGAUCGACCGGCUCUGUCUCAUGGCCUUCUCGCUCUUCACCAUCCUCUGCACGAUCGGUAUCCUCAUGUCGGCACCUAACUUUGUGGAAGCCAUUUCCAAAGACUUCUUUACCUAA
Molecule: messenger RNA, 6900 nt
Organism: Coregonus sp. 'balchen'
Lineage: Eukaryota; Metazoa; Chordata; Actinopteri; Salmoniformes; Salmonidae
Source: the annotation of a GenBank genome assembly